AUGGUGACGAGGGUCCCGCUUCUGUCUCCACGGCGACAGGGAAGGCAGGAGGGGGGGGGGGCAGCAGCGGUUGACAGCGGCCUAACAAAAGAAGAGGCCAAAAUAAACAGGCGAAUGGGAGGAAAAGAUGGAGAGAGGUUUGAUUUUAAUCUGCAGCCAGAGAAAGAGAGAAUGACGAACUGUGGAGAAGCGCACUGGGGGACGGACACUCACCCUGCCUUCCCUCCCCGCUCCAGGAAGCCCUAUCCCCGGGUUCUUCAGUCACAGCAGCCGAGGGAAGCACCCGCACACCGGCUGCAAGUGGCGUGGAAGUCCUUCAGCUAA
Messenger RNA from Knipowitschia caucasica, 324 nucleotides. Lineage: Eukaryota; Metazoa; Chordata; Actinopteri; Gobiiformes; Gobiidae. The record is from the annotation of a GenBank genome assembly.